Molecule: messenger RNA, 775 nt
Organism: Carica papaya (papaya)
Lineage: Eukaryota; Viridiplantae; Streptophyta; Magnoliopsida; Brassicales; Caricaceae
Source: RefSeq, a predicted model, not a curated record
AAGAAGUAUUAUUAGAGAACACAGAACUGAUUCUUGAAGCCUUUGAUUAUUUGCAAUUCCCUUUUGCCCUCAAGCAAGGCCGCGUUGGCAAAUUGAGUAUAAAAAUCCCGUGGAAAAAGCUUGGCAGGGAACCCAUCAUUAUCAUACUAGAGGAUGUUUUUAUCUCUGCAUCUCAGCGCAGUGAAGAAGAGUGGAGUUUGGAUGCUGUUGAGAGAAGAGAGUUUGCUGGCAAAAAGGCGAAGCUUGCUGCUGCAGAGCUUGCAAAAUUGUCGAGUCGCAUGUGUGGUGAGCUAUUUCAAUUACACCUUGUUAUACCCUUGAUGAAAUCAAUGGUUGAAUCUUUAAUUAACUUAAGGGAAAUAUCAAAAGCAACCCUUGCAUUCAUGCAGUUCUAACAAAUUGAAUUGUGCACAUUUGGUUGUAUCAUUGUGCACUCUAUGCUUCUUUUAUAUAAAAUCAUUUCCAUUUGAAAUUUUUGUUAGUUUUGAACUCUUUGUACACAAGGUAUUAUCAGAAAAUCAGAAAUCGACAUGUUUGCAAAGAUAUCUUUGUUUAUAACUUAUUAAUGAUUUAGAAGUACAUGAACAAAUUUCACGCUUGAGGAUAAAUUUGGGGGAGAGUAAUCUUGCAAGAAUUAGUUUCUUUUUUUUUUCUUUUUGUUUUGAAAUAGUCUAGCAGGAAUUAGUGUGGAGGAUGCAAUUGUCAUGGGCCUAUUGGAGUUAAUAGGAUGCACUAGGAGCUGGUGGCCUAUUAAUAUAAAAGUUCCUUUGGAAAG